This is a messenger RNA of Acanthosepion pharaonis, 1452 nucleotides long. Lineage: Eukaryota; Metazoa; Mollusca; Cephalopoda; Sepiida; Sepiidae. The record is from the annotation of a GenBank genome assembly.
AUGGCGCCUCAGGGUCCUUCCUCCGCCUCUCUGUUCCUCUGUAUGGCACCUCAGGGUCCUUCCUCCACCUCUCUGUUCCUCUGGCACCUCAGGUCCUUUCUCCACCUCUCUGUUCCUCUGGCGCCUCAGGGUCCUUCCUCCGCCUCUCUGUUCCUCUGUAUGGCGCCUCAGGGUCCUUCCUCCGCCUCUCUGUUCCUCUGUAUGGCACCUCAGGGUCCUUCCUCCACCUCUCUGUUCCUCUGUAUGGCGCCUCAGGGUCCUUCCUCUCCCUCGUGCUCCUCUGUGGUGCCUCAGGUCCUUCCUCCCCCUCGUGCUCCUCUGUUUGGCGCCUCAGUGUCCUUCCCCCCCUCGUGCUCCUCUGUUUGGCGCCUCAGUGUCCUUCCUCCCCCUCGUGCUCCUCUGUUUGGCGCCUCAGUGUCCUUCCUCCCCCUCGUGCUCCUCUGUUUGGCGCCUCAGUGUCCUUCCUCCCCUCGUGCUCCUCUGUUUGGCGCCUCAGUGUCCUUCCUCCCCCUCUGCUCCUCUGUUUGGCGCCUCAGUGUCCUUCCUCCCCUCGUGCUCCUCUGUUUGGCGCCUCAGUGUCCUUCCUCCCCCUGCUCCCUCUGUUUCCCUCAGUUUUCUUCCUCCCAUUCUGCUCCUGUGUAUGGCGCCUCAGUUUUCUUCCUCCCCAUUCUGCUCCUGUGUAUGGCGCCUCAGUGUCCUUCCCCCCCUCGUGCUCCUCUGUUUGGCGCCUCAGUUUUCUUCCUCCCCAUUCUGCUCCUGUGUAUGGCGCCUCAGUUUUCUUCCUCUCCAUUCUGCUCCUGUGUAUGGCGCCUCAGUUUUCUUCCUCCCCAUUCUGCUCCUGUGUAUGGCGCCUCAGUUUUCUUCCUCCCCAUUCUGCUCCUGUGUAUGGCGCCUCAGUUUUCUUCCUCCCCAUUCUGCUGCUCCUGUGUAUGGCGCCUCAGUUUUUUUUCUUCCUCCCAUUCUGCUCCUGUGUAUGGCGCCUCAGUUUCUUCCUCCCCAUUCUCUGCUCCUGUGCAUGGCGCCUCAGUUUUUCUUCCUCCCCAUUCUGCUCCUGUGUAUGGCGCCUCAGUUUUCUUCCUCCCCAUUCUGCUCCUGUGUAUGGCGCCUCAGUUUUCUUCCUCCCCAUUCUGCUCCUGUGUAUGGCGCCUCAGUUUUCUUCCUCCCAUUCUGCUCUGCCUCAGUUUUUCCUCCCAUUCUGUGUGUGGCGCCUCAGUUUUCUUCCUCCCCAUUCUGCUCCUGUCCAUCAUUUAUUCCUUCUCUUCUCAUAUUCUCUUCUCAUAUUGUCUUGCUCCAGGUCGGGGUGCAGGACCUUCAGGCAAUAUGAUGAUGGGAAUGCGAGGGCCUCCACCAAUGGGACGUGCUGCACCUCCACCCCCUGCAAUGAGAGGACCUCCACCGGGUAUGAUGCCAGGCCCACCCCCUGGAAUGCGUGGACCACCUCCAAGGCAGUGA